This is a messenger RNA of Trichophyton rubrum CBS 118892, 3121 nucleotides long. RefSeq lists its product as uncharacterized. NCBI's taxonomy places the organism in Eukaryota, Fungi, Ascomycota, Eurotiomycetes, Onygenales, Arthrodermataceae. The record is from RefSeq and is a predicted model, not a curated record. The transcript is spliced from 2 exons. The coding region runs from base 350 to 1840 and encodes 496 amino acids.
CUUCCUGCCACCAACGUGAAACACGCAGCGUACUCUGAUCUUGCCGCCCGAUAAGUUAUGAAUAUCCGACACCUCCAGCCAUACAUUACAUUUCCGACGGCCAGCUGAACCCGCUUCCACGCAGCCUUCAUACCACAACGGUCGUCAUCGUUGUCUUGCUCAUCUACUCAGUGAAUACCUUAGCGCAAUAGACCUGUUUUGUUGCGUGCAAGCCUUUUUAUUCUUCGCCUCUUCUUGGAGCGUUCUUCCUAGUUCUUGGUUUCGUUUCCUUUGGUUCUUUUCCUUAUUAUUCUUAUAUCUACGGCUGCCUAUUUAUUAAGCCACCUACAACGGCCCAAGGCGACACGAGAUGUCAAGUCCGGCUCCUACUACGCCCAAGGCGCCUCGAAAUGGCCGGCGUUACCAGAAGCGCACUCCGUCGUCGAAAUCCGGUGUUGCCGACCCCUCACGUCAGCCUGAUAAGACGAACACUACUCAAGCAGCAAACCGAGACUCGAAUGUUGCCAGUGACUCGGGGAACCGUGCGUCUGACAGUGCGAUGAAGGCGAAGAAUGGCCGGUCAGCAAAGAAAAAUAGAGAUACUCACAAGAAUUCGCCGGCCCCAGCUCGAAAUGCGAGCCUUGGCCACGGUCACCGUCAUACCUCCUCGCAGUCUUCUAUCAAAGAUAGCCCUCUAUAUGCCGGACCAACCUUCCAUGCCUCUCCUGCGCCAUCGGCGCUCCCAAUACCAUCGUUCUUUUCAAAGUCAGUGCCGGAAACUGACGGUCGAACUUCAGAUGAGCUCCAGGAUGAGUCACCAGACACCGACCCGGGAGACAGUACGCCUACAAAGGCGAAUAAUACCCCCCAGCAAACCCAACAGGAAGCUGGUACAGCUUCGCCUCUCGAUUUUCUUUUCAAGGCCGCACGUCAGGCGAGAGCCGCCAACCCUGUGAGCGAGCUUGAGGACUCUGGCCCUUUCAAUGGAUCCACACCUCCGAGAAAUGAGGCACGGCCACAGCAGGGUGAAAGACAGAUCAGUGGUGGGGUGUUUCCUUUAGAAUUAGAAGGCUCAGAUACCCGAAUGUCGCCGAUUGGCCCCUCAUUUGCAACCUCUUUUAAAGAUCGAAUGAAUGCUUUGCGUGCAACUAGCCCGGGGAAACAAGGAGGUCUUCCUGGCACAACACGAGAAAACAACACGACUAAUACCAACAAACUCAAAAGCGAAGCUCUCAAAAACCUACUUCUUAACCCUCCUCCGCAGCGUGCAGCCUCAGCGUCCCCGAGGCUCACGGAUCCCUCGAAUAGCCCCAGCAACAAUAGCAGUAAUAAUAAAAACAAUUUCAGGAUGUCUGGGGAUUACUCUAUGUACCAGCAACCCACUCGUUAUGCUUCUGGCCCCGCUUCACCAGUACCUUUUGCCCAUUCCGGUAAACCUUUAGGAACCCGCAACGAAUAUAGCGGUUCGGAGAGCACUAUUCCACAGCAAUAUCUAGCAUCCCUGUGCGCCCAAACCCACCGUCCACCCGCACCAUCUUCUGGGCUGCGAAGUAUGGUGUCUCCAACCAACCCGGUUACUCCGCCUCGUCAACAGUCCUUCUCGAGAUAUGCACAGUUUGGGCUUAGCAGUGCUCCUCCAGCUCAUGCAAGCUACAAUGGGUCAGCUGAAGGCGCCCUUACUUCUCCGACGCCGAACCGGACAAUGCAAUCGAACUCUUCUACGCCUCCUGCGAGAAAUUGCCCUCCGCCAAAGCUGGAUUCUGCAGAAACCAAACGAAUGGAAGAUGACUUACGGCGUAUGUUGAACCUUAAUGUGGGCGAUGGUCAACACCCCGAGAACACAGAGCGGCGUUCCUCCUAGAUGGUUCACUGGGUCAGGUCAGGCUAUCGAAUUCUCAGCCGACCUUAUUUACGAACUCGUCUUUUUCUUUUCUUUCUUUUUGGUUGGCCAGUUUUUCCGUCCCUACGUCUUAUGCAUACCCCAGCUAUUGUGCCAGUUGUGAAAGUGGUCAUAAUCACUUGACUGUCCAUCCAAUGUUGCUAUGAUCUUCCGGUCGAAGCCUGCAUUUUUUGUUUCUUUUCCCCUUGCUUUCCCCGUCGCUCAAUGCUUGACUUUUUUUUUUAUGUUCCCUUUCAAAGCCAGACUAGGAGAAGUUUCUCUUCUUUGCCCCUGUUACUUUUCGACUUUCCAGCGUUCAUAUCAUCUGCGAUGUUGAUCUGGACUAUGGAAGCAUGUUUGUCACGGUUACGGUUUUCAGUUGGGUUCCCAAAGUCCGGAGUCAACCCUUUGCCUUCGUUUCUUUAUCUGCCAGACAGUUUUAUCUCCCUUUGCUAUUUUCUGAUACAGCACAGCACCACUCAGCUUAGCAUGGCGUCAUACGAGGAUGGAUGAUAUCCUGGAGUUUUUUUUUUUCUUUUUUUUUUUCUUCCUUCUUUUCUCCUGUCAUCUGCUUUUUUCACUGCUUUUCCCGUUUUUACAUAUUCUUAUCAUCUUUCAACGUGCACUUUGGCUUGGCUGGUUGUUUGCUCGUUCUAUUCGGUUUGACGACCGGAGAGAUAUGGUUGUUUCUCACGGCUCUUUGCUCUUUCAAGGGAGUUUAUACCUGCCUGGGUCCUCUUUCUUCGCUUUAUGUUCUUCGUAUGGGAAACCUGGAUGAAUGAUUCGGCUGGCCGCUAGCUACAUGUUCAUUGUUUAUGGUAUGCAUAUGCAUGUGCUGGGGGUUGAUGGAGUUGUGUUCCCUUGCUUGACCUUCUUUACUGUACCUGACUGUACCCCUGAUGCCUGCCUUUCCUCCACGUCAAUAUUACUAUACACUGCACCCUAUCCUUUCCUUUCCCUUUCCUUUUCUUUUUCUUUUAAUUUCCUCCCUACCAUCGUCGCUCGCUUUAACCUUCUUCUCUCAUCUCGGGUUCUUUGCUGUUUUCUAUAUCGAUGUCCUCGAUGACAUCCUCACGCUCGUUUGACCUCUCUCCUUUUAUCAUGAACUUGGCGACUCAACAUCCCACUGUCACUAGACACUUUCAGUCCAUCACUCAAUAUCACACUCGUUUGUUUGCUCAUAUUUUCAAUGCCAGUAAAAAGAUACAAGAAUGGGAAAAAGAAAAGGAUAAAGAAGAUUAAAAUAGAGUAAAAAAAAGGAAC